UCGACAACUGAGGUAGCUGGUUCAAACUCGUCAUUCAAACUUACUUGCCCCAACACAUAACGACGCAGUUUCCGCUUUACGCAGUCGUGAACAGAUUUAUUGAACUAUAUCCGUCCUGCUAAUAGUCCGGGAGCAGACGGAUCAUGUCGAACACAUCGGUUCGCCCAAUUCCCACUCUGAAGGGCAUGUUUGCGGUGCCGCGCGUCACACAGUCCCGGAACUUCCUCAAGGAAAACAAAGUUAGCCUUCGUUCUCUGGAGAAGACCACAAGCCAAAAGUUGGCGGCUAAAGAGCCUGUACGCCCAAAAUGGAUGCCACCACUGCGAAGGACUGCUUCGGAGGCGCGGGACCCAAAGGGAAACAAAGCUCCGGCUACAAAAAAGCCGAUACCGGGGACAGUGCAGCACACUAGCCACAGCUCUCGGUCCAAUAACCAUCUGGCUAUUGCGAUUCCAGCAGAGGGCGAACGCUUCGAUGGACUAGAGGAUAGGGAUCCGCUCUUCUAUGCUCCCUCGGAGCCGGUGGAAGCAGAAAACCUCCUGGACUCUGAAUCUGAGAAGUCGUCAGAGCGCUGCCUAUCAUGUGGCACCCAUCGUAGCUCUACAAGUAUUGGCAUUCAAACGGAGGACAUCAGAGAUGAACAAUACCUAACCAAUGCCCUUAAAAGAUGCAAUUUUGAUGGCAGAUCUGUUUAUGAGGACUCGCGUCAAAAGUACGGGGAAGAUAAUAGGCGAUUUGCUUAUGAUGGCUAUGAUAACGAGCAGGAGCUGGAGCAAUUACCCUUGUCAGGGCGGUCAAAUGGCUCGAGCGAUAACCGAUUUCAAAUGGCAGAGGGUUUGGAAACCAUGCCAAUGCCCCAAGUUGACCCAAGGGAGGAAGGGGGCUCGGACGAGGAGGCCCCACUUAGCGCUCGCAGUCGCGUAACUAUGGCCUCAAACGUCACUACCACCACUACAAAGUCCAAGCGCCGUGAACACAAAAUGGGAUCCCGUGAUGAAGUUCGUUUGCCGAAGUACUUGGAGAAGGAGAAACGCGAAAGGGCAGAGGCUAAGCAACGCGCAGAGUCCCGUGAUCCUGAUUGUCCCCGGGGACAUGUUUUGCUCAGUGACCAGGAACGCUUGAGCUAUCUCACAGGCGCUCAAAAACGCUACGAACACCUCGUCAACGAACUAAAUCACAUGCCCAUGACUGCUCAGACUUUGCGUGUCCGCAGUCGCAAGGCGGAGAUCGACAGGGAACUGGCCACCGUGGAGGAAGAGAUUCGCAUUUAUUCCAAGGCGAAGGUUUACGUUAUGCCUAAUAGGUCCCGCCAGCUAUGAAGUUGUUAAGCUAUUAAUACAUUUGAUCAACCGACUGACUUAGAUACUACGAUUUCCGGAAUACGAGAGUGCCUUAUGAGACUUAACUUGCGUUAAUUAUAUAUAUUUUUUAGCUGAGCUGGGGAGCACGGACAUCCGCCUAAUCACUGCCUGUUUAAAACCGAGUGUUCCCAGCAGCCAGCCAAUGCAGUUAAAUAUUAAAAGCCGUCAACCGCACUUACCUCCA
Drosophila ananassae is the source of this 1545-nucleotide messenger RNA. RefSeq lists its product as uncharacterized. The transcript has 5 exons. The record is from RefSeq and is a predicted model, not a curated record. The coding region runs from base 144 to 1319 and encodes 391 amino acids. NCBI's taxonomy places the organism in Eukaryota, Metazoa, Arthropoda, Insecta, Diptera, Drosophilidae. Gene Ontology annotation, cellular component: cytoplasmic microtubule.